Molecule: messenger RNA, 3131 nt
Organism: Drosophila elegans
Lineage: Eukaryota; Metazoa; Arthropoda; Insecta; Diptera; Drosophilidae
Gene: Zn72D
Product: zinc finger RNA-binding protein 2
Exons: 5
Coding region: 120-2744 (874 amino acids)
Cellular component (GO): precatalytic spliceosome
Molecular function (GO): zinc ion binding; double-stranded RNA binding; single-stranded RNA binding
Source: RefSeq, a predicted model, not a curated record
CUAUAAACAGGCUAUUACGCGGAAAGCACAUAUAAAUUCCCGAAUAAGCCCGCAUAAAUAUUGACAGUCGUCGGAUAGGAAAGUUAAGUUAGGACUAGGAGCUAACCACACCGACGACAAUGGCCAAUAACAACUACGCUGGGUUCAACUACGGCGGCACCCAGUACAAUACGGGUCAGGUCUCGUACCCGGCAGUAACCAAUGCCACCUACGCGAACGCUGCCGCCUAUCAGAGCGCCGCUGUGGCCGCCGGACAGGGGGGCUAUGGCGGAGCAGCUGGGGCAGGCGGUGGCUACGGCGACUACCGGAGUGCCAUGCAAUCGUACGAUGCCACCAAGACAUUCUAUCAGCAAUCGUCGGCCAGCUACAACGCCUCCGGAUCGACAGCCUCGGUCAGCAAGACGCACUACUCGGCCCCGCCCGUCAAGAACCAGGUUAAGGGCAAGAUGGACAAGUCCAAUGGUGGACCAAAGCCGCCCAGCUCGGCUCCUCCGUCCGGCAACAGCUACAGCGGCUAUGAUACGGCCCUCUACAAUGCAGCCAGCAUGUACGUGGCCCAGCAGCAUCAGGGCAAUCCCAAUCAGAAGCCAAAUGGCGGACCCAAUAACUGGUAUCAGCGGAAGAUGGGGCCCACUAUUCCGGGGGCUCCGGCUUUGAGGGGUAUGCGUCCCAAGGCGCCACCACGGCCCCAGCAGUUGCACUACUGCGAGGUUUGCAAGAUAUCGUGCGCCGGACCGCAGACCUAUCGGGAGCAUCUGGAGGGGCAGAAGCACAAGAAACGCGAGGCCUCGCUAAAGAUGUCCGCGAGUGCCACCAGUACCACCCAGAACCGGGGCAACAACUACCACUGCGAGCUGUGCGAUGUGACCUGCACAGGAACGGAUGCUUACGCCGCCCAUGUGCGCGGCGCCAAGCAUCAGAAGGUGGUGAAGCUGCAUCAGAAGUUGGGCAAGCCAAUUCCCUCGGAGGAGCCCAAGAAGAUGGGCAAGAUCAACUUUGUGCCCGCCGCUGCUGGGGCUGGCGGAUCAGCAGGAGCUGCGAACGCCGUCAAGCCUGAGGGCGGCUCCAACGAUGGCGAUGCAGCCGGAGAUCUCGAUGAUAACCUAGACGAUUCGCUGGGAGAGAACACGGACAACAUUAAGCCGGUGGGCGGCGAGUAUAUCGAAGAGGUCAAGGACGAGGAGGGCAAGAUACUAAGCUUCAACUGCAAGCUGUGCGACUGCAAGUUCAACGACCCCAAUGCCAAAGAGAUGCACAUGAAGGGCCGCCGUCAUCGCUUGCAGUACAAGCGGAAGGUGCAGCCCGAUCUGGUGGUGGACUUUAAGCCCACUCCUCGUCAGCGGCGUCUGGCCGAGGCCCGUGCCAACCGGGCCAUGAUGUCCUCGCAUCGAGGUGGUGACGACCACGAGGGCAACUACUGGGAAGAGCAGCGUAACCGGCAAUACAACGAGGAAUAUGACUACAACAACUGGAUGUCGCGCAGUUUCGGAGGUGCUCAGCGCUUUGGUCGCAUGGGCAAUGGACCGCCGCCACACUUUGGAAUGAUGCCCGGCGGCAAUGUUCGACGACCGGAGAGCAGCGACGACCGCCACGCCAUUGCGCGUCACGCCGAGAUCUAUCCCAAGGAGGAGGAGCUGCAGACCAUCCAGCGCAUCGUCUCGCACACCGAGCGUGCCCUUAAACUGGUCUCCGAUGCCUUGGCCGAGCAGCCCAGCGAUGCGGCAGCGGCCAAUAAGAAGGACAAGGCCGACAAGCCAUCGGAGAAGGAUGGGCGUGACAACCAGAUCUUCUCGUUCCACAAAGACGCCGACAAUGGUGGCAAUGUGGUGCGCAUCCUGAAGGGAGUGAUGCGCGUGGGCUACCUGGCCAAGGGGCUACUGCUUCACGGCGACAACGCCGUCGAGCUGGUCGUCCUCUGUGCUGAGAAGCCGACGGCUGGUCUCUUGCAGCGUGUGGCCAACGUGCUGCCCGACAAACUCAAGGAGGUGGCAGGCGACAUUCAGGUCAAUUAUCGCGUUGAGGUCAACGCCGAGGAUGCUGCAUUGAUUGUGCUGGACGAGUCUGUCUCGGUUAAGAUUACCCUCACUUCGCCUUUGCUGCGCGACACCAAUCCUGGCGAGGUUUCCACCAGCGAAGAAGGUGAUGGUGAAGGCGAUGCCGAAUUCUUGGCUCGUGAGCCCUGCCUGCGUGCCUUGGCUGACUUGCGGCACGCCAAGUGGUUCCAGGCUCGGGCCACUGGCCUGCAAUCGUGCGUCAUGGUCAUCCGCAUCCUGAGGGAUCUGUGCCAGCGCGUGGCCUCCUGGCAGUCGCUGCCCCAGUGGUCCUUGGAACUGCUCGUGGAGAAGGUGAUCUCGUCGGCUGGCUUCCCCAUCUCACCCGGCGACUGCAUGCGCCGGAUUAUGGAGGCCCUGUCGUCGGGAUUCUUGAUCAACGGACCCGGCUUGCUGGAUCCCUGCGAGAAGGACCCGACCGACGCCCUGCUCGAGUUGACCAAACAAGAACGCGAGGAUCUCACAGUGUCGGCACAGCUCUUCCUGCGCUACAUUGCCUUCCGCCAGAUCUACAAGGUACUCGGCAUGGAGCCGCUGCCGGCCAUGAAGUUUCCCAUGCGUCCGUGGCGCGUCAACCGCAAGCGGCGCAGGUCAUCGGGCAAGGCAGGUGGCACCCCCGGCGGGGAGACCGAGUCCAAUGACAUCGACGAGACCGGCUCCGACGAGAAGGUGGCCAAGAAGGAGGGCGCCUAGAUGGCGGCAAUAGUUUAUAUACACCUAGAUGGCUACUAAUAUUACAAUUUCUCUCAAGAUAAGCACGCGUCCAAGCGUCAUUUAACUAUAACCAACACUCUUGUCUCUCCACGAGUAUUCAAUCCAAUGUGGCGCAUACGACAGGUGUAAUGCAUGUGCAACAUGCAGCCCGAUUGGCAAUUAGAGAACCCCCCCUAUACAAACAAUCUUUAACCUACCAUAUUUAGCGGAUCAUACAACUUGUAUUUUUCUAGCAUUAGUGCAGCGGAAGGCAAAUGUAUUCAGUUUAGAUGUGGACAUCUGGAUUCCCACGAUUCACACCAAUACAAUAUAUACAUACAUACAAGAACGAAUCGGAUUUUAAUAAAACGUAAUGAACAACUAUAA